UGGUGUAUUGGAGGGUAUACGCGGGUAUACGUCGUAUACCCGGAUCCCUAUUUUUGGAUUUAUGCGUAUACCUUUAAGAAAAUUAGUCAUUAAUGGGUAUACGCACGCUUCUAAUUUAUCAUCAGACAAUUUAGUCAUAUUAUCACCAAACAAAAGUAAAAACUUAAAAAUAAUAAUUAAAUUUUACCCUACUACAAGUUCUUGCGAAGACGAUCGGAAACUGCCGAGCGUAUAUACAAUCAAUGUACAGCGGUUCCCAAACUGUGUACCUACUAAGUUUCAAAAAUAUAUUGUAAACCACUGCUUUAUCGUGUAUACCUAUUACCUACACUGAAUCGGUCGCGGUGUGCCGUGUAUGGUUAAUCUAAUAGUUAAAAAUAGAUCCAUAGUCAAAAAAUCGUGUACGAUUAUUGAUAAUAUAAAACAAUAAACAUACGUAAUUUCAAACUAAAUGAUAAUGACAAAUUGGAAUAAUAAUAAAAUAAUUAUUGUUGAUUUAUUGUGUUAUUACUUGUCAUCCAAUAACCAAAUUAUAAAAUCGAACUAUUAGUUUCUUAUUAUAUUAAUUCUAUUAAUUUUGUAAAAUAUUUUAUAUAUAAAUAUAUUAUAAUAUUAUAUGAUCGAUAAUGGAUAAUAAACGUACCGCUACUUCACAAAAAAUCACUAAUUAUUUUUCUGUGCCGUCGACGAAAAAACAUAAACCAACACCAACUGAUGAUGAAGUUGCAAUAACUAAUAAUCCGUCAGAAAGUAAAAAAGAAGUUACAGUCAAUAAUGAUGUUGUCUAUACAUUAGAUUCUGCUACUAAAACCAUUAAUGAAGAUUUGGUAACUCAGUGGCCACAGGAUUGGACCUUUGAGCAGUGGCAAUCAAAAAAAGAAAAAUAUGCUUGGAUGAAUUGUCACAAUGGUAAAAUUGGCUGCUCCAAUUGCCAAAAGUUUAGUAAUAUACACAAUUCUAAUAAUUCUGCUUUUGAAAUAUCUCCAGAGUGGUCUCUUAGUCUUAUUAGUGGGGGAACUAGUAAUAAUAAAAAAACUAGACUUUCUGUUCAGAAUUUAUCAGUCUUUAAAACAGCUUACUAUAUAGCAAAAAAUAAUAGACCUUACAAUGAUCAUUUUCAACUUUUGGAGUUGCAAGCACUUAAUGGUAUUGAUAUUGGGAAUACGCUUCAUUCAAGAUUUUCAUCUACUUCUAUUAUAUCUCACAUAGCAAUUGAAAUGAAAAAAAAAAUAGUGUGCAACAUUGUUAAGUCUAAUUCAAAAUUAUCAGUUUUGAUUGAUGAAUCAACCACAUUGAGUACAAAAUCUACUAUGGUUGUAUAUAUUAAAGCAUCUAUAUCUUCUGAAGAUCCUAUUUUUAUAUUUUUAGCCCUUGUUGAACUUAAACAUCAAACAGCAGAAAAUAUAGUUACCCAGCUUAUUGAUUGUUUACAUGAAUCUGGAUUUAAUAAUGAAUAUUUAAUAAAUAAUUGGAUAUCUUUUGUCAGUGACGGAGCAAGUGUCCUUUUAGGAAAAAAGGCAGGAGUUGCAAAGAGAUUAAAAGAUAUAUAUCCAUUAAUAUUUAGCUGGCAUUGUUUAAACCAUAGGCUGGAACUUGCUGUUAAUGAUACAAUGAAAGAUUUAAACUCUAUUAAUCAUUUUAAAUCAUUUAUCGACUCUUUUUAUGUUCUGUAUAAUAAUUCGCCAAAAAACACUAAUGAAAUUAAAGAUGUCUGUAAUGAAUUGAAUAUUAUAUUUGUAAAAGUUGGAAGAGUUCUUGAUACUAGAUGGGUAGCAAGCAGCUGGAGAGCUGUCAAUGCAGUAUGGAAGACAUUUCCUGCUCUAAGUAAGCAUUUUUAUAACUCUUCUAUAGAUAAAACUAAAGAUUCUAAGACAAGAAGUAAAUAUUUGGGUUUAUAUAAGAAAUUGUGUUCACCUGAAUUUUUGUAUGAUUUAUCUUUAAUGUGUGACGUGCUUUUAGAACUUUCUAAUUUAUCUUUGAAUCUUCAAAAACAAAAAAUAACUCUUAUGGAAGCAAAUUUAAAUAUUAAAAGAUCAAUUAGAAUUUUAGAAUCUUUUAAAGAUAAUAUAGGAGAUCAUAUGAAAGAAGUUGAAGUGGCAAAUAAUGAUAUGAUUUUCAAAAAUGUAAAACUAAUAAAUUAUUCAAAAAUUGUACCAAUUAAAAAAAAUCAGUUCAUAACUAGUAUCUGUAAUAAUCUAAAAAGUAGAUUAUUAGAAGAUACUAAUGACUUAAGUUUAAUGAAAGACAUCACAGUUCUUGAUAAAAGUACUUGGCCAGUUGAUAUAGACAUAAGGUAUGGUGAAGAAGAAGUCAAACGUUUGUGCAAACGUUUCAUGUUAAACAAGAAUAAUGCAAUAAGCGGAUUGAGAGUAUACAUUGAUGAAGAUAAAUACCCUCAAGAUGUAUUUCCAGAGUUGAAUAACUGUAUUAAAACUUUUCCUUGCUCAACUGCUGAAUGCGAACGUGGUUUCAGUGUUUUAAAUUUAAUUUGCACAGAUCUUAGGUCUACAUUAAGCAUAACUAAUAUUUCAAAUUUGAUGUUGAUAAAUAUAAAUGGACCCCCACUUAAGUUAUGGAGCCCUGAGUCCUAUGUUAAAAGUUGGUUAGUUCAACAUAGAUCAGCAGAUGAUACCAGAACAAAAAAAUCUACAAAGAAAGAAGAAGAUACAGAUGUUUAUAAAAGAAGUUUAUGGACAAUUGUUAAUUCUUUAAAAUGAUUUAUAUAAUAUUUAAAUUUUGAUAUGUUAUUAACAUAG
Messenger RNA from Myzus persicae (green peach aphid), 2756 nucleotides. Its product is annotated as E3 SUMO-protein ligase KIAA1586-like. NCBI's taxonomy places the organism in Eukaryota, Metazoa, Arthropoda, Insecta, Hemiptera, Aphididae. The record is from RefSeq and is a predicted model, not a curated record. The transcript has 3 exons. The coding region runs from base 627 to 2717 and encodes 696 amino acids.